AUGGUAAUUAGCGAUUUGUUGGCAAUUUGCAUAUGUAUCAUACAUCCCACAGAAGAGAUUCUGUCAAACGAUCUAUCAAACAACGAUGAAACUGUUCGUUUUGCUAUUUCUAACAUUUUCGGUUGCGAAAAGUUGUUUGGUAGUCAGAUUGAUAAAUCCAAGUUGCGACCAAUGAGGCUUUUCUGACUUUUCGUCUACCGCGAUGGUAUAGCAGUUCUAAUGGAUGUACCAGAACUUUUGAAUGUUUAAACGGAAAAUUCAAUCUUGUGGGGUUAACCGUGGAUUGGAAUCAACGCGAAAAUGUUACUUUGUUCCCGGCACAGGAUAUUGAGGUGACUUGCGAUCCAAGCACGAACAUGAUUGGGCUCGACCUUCCCGACGGUCACAUCAAGCUUAGAAACGUUUAUAUGGGUGGUGUCGACUUUCAUCGUCGUGGUCCAGCUCCUCAAACAAGAUCUACUUCUCGUCCACCGUUAAAUGACGGCUUUUCGCUUCACAACUUGAAAUCAUGGUUCGGGUUUUAA
Caenorhabditis elegans is the source of this 524-nucleotide messenger RNA. The record is from the annotation of a RefSeq genome assembly. NCBI's taxonomy places the organism in Eukaryota, Metazoa, Nematoda, Chromadorea, Rhabditida, Rhabditidae.